Molecule: messenger RNA, 1370 nt
Organism: Andrographis paniculata
Lineage: Eukaryota; Viridiplantae; Streptophyta; Magnoliopsida; Lamiales; Acanthaceae
Exons: 5
Coding region: 116-1144 (342 amino acids)
Source: RefSeq, a predicted model, not a curated record
CAGAAGGACUGGUAGUAAAUUGACUUUCUUCGUUGAUCACUUCACAGUGGGAAUGACACGCAGAAGAGGAUUCAGGAUUCAGCUGUGCGAAUUGCCUGUCGGAUAGGGUUGAGAUAUGAUUGGUAAGAUUGCAGUUGCUGCACUGAUUGGCUUUUGUGGAUACACUUACCUAUCAAUAAGGCCUCCGCCUCCCAAAAUAUGCGGCACACCAGGGGGCCCUCCGGUGACUUCGACGAGGAUUAAACUUAGGGAUGGAAGGCAUUUGGCAUACAAGGAGAAGGGUGUUGCCAAGGAAGAAGCAAAGUUUAAGAUAGUCAUUGUCCAUGGCCUUGGUGACUCCAAGGAUUUCGAUCCGCCAUUAUCUGAAGAAUUGAUAAACGAGUUCCAAAUAUAUGCUGUGUUCUUCGACCGUGCGGGCUAUGGAGAAAGCGAUCCGAACCCUACAAGAUCGGUGAAAAGUGAAGCAUUUGACAUUCAAGAACUGGCUGACACAUUGCAACUUGGCAAUAAAUUUUUCGUGGUGGGCAUCUCCUUGGGAGCUUACUCGAUUUACAGCUGCUUACAUUACAUCCCACACAGGAUAGCAGGAGCUGCUCUUGUUGUUCCAUUUGUUAACUAUUGGUGGAAGUUCUUUCCGGCAGCUCUCGCCAAAGAAUGCUUUGAGGAACGGCUUCGCCAAAACCAGUGGGCAUUUCGAGUGGCACACUAUGCUCCAUGGCUACUGUACUGGUGGAUGACUCAAAAAUGGUUCCCCUGUCUCCGCACCCAAAGGAAUUUCGAUGUUCUCAGUGAGCCUGAUCAGGAGAUCAUUAAACGACGGUCCACAGAACCUCCCCAGGAGGGCCAGGUAAAGGUAACGCAACAAGGUGUUCAUGAGUCUCUUCAUCGCGACAUGAUUGUGGGUUUCGGGAAAUGGGAAUUUGACCCAACAGAUAUCCGCAAUCCUUUCCCCGACAAUGAAGACCAUGUUCAUCUAUGGCAAGGAUAUGAAGACAGGUUCAUUUCUUACAAGCUGAACCGGUAUUUGUCCCAGCAGCUCCCAUGGAUUCGUUACCACGAGGUACCUAAUGCCGGACACCUUUUAAUCUACAAUGCAACUCUUUGUGAAACCAUCUUCAAGGUACUUUUGUCGUCAAAUUCAUGAGCAUGCGUAAAUACUUGUUGCUAAAUUGUAUCAUAAUCAGCAUAGGUUCGAGAAAUUUAUUUUUUUAGAUGACGUGGGAACUUACAACUGCUAUUUGAAAUGUGUUUCAAUAGAAGUAUAUGUUUACUUUGAUGAGCAAGAUCUUUGGGUUAGUUUAUAUGAUCAUCAAUAUGUCAAUAAAAUUUAAUUAUAUGAUGAAUUUGCAUACUUCCAUUUUUUAAGUUUA